Acromyrmex echinatior (Panamanian leafcutter ant) is the source of this 1254-nucleotide messenger RNA. RefSeq names its product adenylate kinase 8. NCBI's taxonomy places the organism in Eukaryota, Metazoa, Arthropoda, Insecta, Hymenoptera, Formicidae. Gene Ontology annotation, molecular function: ATP binding; nucleobase-containing compound kinase activity. Gene Ontology annotation, biological process: nucleobase-containing compound metabolic process. The record is from RefSeq and is a predicted model, not a curated record.
AUGAGCAAUUUUGAAGAAGCGACAAGACAAUUAUUAACUAUUCCGCCGGAUUUCGUACCAUACAUGGAAAAACACAGAUUAUAUGAAUUCUUUUAUGAAUUAGUGACGCAAUUAUUGAUCCAGCAGCCAGAUGACCCAAUAGUAUUUAUAAAACAAAGUGUCCAGCACAUUAUACGAAAACGAGAUAUUCCUAGAGUUAUUCUUAUAGCUCCUCCGAGUUUCGAUAAAAUGACUCUUGCAAAAAUUCUUCAAAAGGAAACUGGGAUUUGUCCUGUUACCUUAGAAGAUCUUUAUGCUUCAUCUCCUAUUGAAAACAUGUGUCACUGCUAUGAUGCUAAUGAGAUCGCAGACAGAAUGAAGAAACUGUUAAUAUCAGGAAUACUUCAUGAAUCUGGAUGGAUAUUAGUUGAUAUACCAAGAAAUAAAAAGGAAGCACGUGCAAUGCAGUAUGUCGGCAUAAUACCAACACACGUGAUACAAAUUAUAUCAUCCAGUGUAGAAGAUAAGACUCGAGAAAAAAGUCCUCGAGGAUCAGGUCAUCGUUCUUUGGCAAAACAUGUAUCUGAGAGAUUUAAUCUCGUUCAUGUUGAUUUCAAUAAUAUCUUGGAAGAAGCAUGUUUGCGAGAGACGGCUUUAGGUGAAAUGCUGCGAAUGUGCGAUCACAGAUGUGCACAAAAAAUAAAAUCAGAAGCGCGAGUACAAAUUAUUGAGCGGUAUGUACUCGAAUCUGAUUGUCUCAAGAGAGGAUGGAUUUUGACAAGUUAUCCUAAAACUGUGGAGGAGUUCAAGCUCCUAGAUAUGAUAUCUACACCACCCAAUAGAGUCAUCGUCCUCGAAAUAGACAUACAAACGUGCAGAAAAAGACUUUUAAAUCAUGAAUGCAACUUUACCAGUGAGCAUGAGUUCUCGUGCGAAUCUUCGGUGACAGAUCCUGACUAUAAAUUAGAUGUUCAUUUCAAUAAUUAUAAAGACAUCAUCGAACAAGAUCUUCAGGAAUACAAAGAAAAUAUAGAUGCCAUAUUGCAAUACGCGGGGGAAACUGCGUCCAUAAUAAAUGCGACAGGUGAAAGAAAGUGCGUGAAGGAAAGACUGGAAGCGUGUCUGAUGCGUCCAGCACCGUCUGCGAAACCCAGGAUUCCCUAUCCACCUCCUACGAUCGAUCCAAUGGACAUAGAAUUUGAUCCUGACGACGAACCCGACCUAAGCAUCUUCGAUGACAUACGAGCACCAGAGCCUAAAUAUUCUUUCAUUUAA